Lachancea sp. 'fantastica' is the source of this 954-nucleotide messenger RNA. The record is from the annotation of a GenBank genome assembly. NCBI's taxonomy places the organism in Eukaryota, Fungi, Ascomycota, Saccharomycetes, Saccharomycetales, Saccharomycetaceae.
AUGAAAGAAGACUAUCUGCGAAAAGGCCAGGAAGUUCCUUUCCAGUGGUCUUUACUAGCUGGAUGUGUCUCUGGGCUAAGUGCAAGAUUUAUCACAGCACCACUAGAUACGGUUAAAAUAAGGCUUCAACUGCAUUUGAUCGACAAUUCGUCACAGAGAGGUAUUAUAUCUGUGGUACGAUCAAUCAUUCGUGAAGAAGGAACCCGUGCUCUGUGGAAAGGAAAUGUGCCAGCUGCUGCAAUGUAUCUGCUGUACGGUUCGACGCAAUUUAGCGCUUUUUCAACUCUCAAUAAGGCCCUGGCAGGUAACCACUGGCCUGCUCAAUUCCAUAGCUGUGUUGUUGGUGCUCUAGCUGGCAGCUGCAGCGCGGUAAUGUCAUAUCCGUUCGAUGUCCUGCGAACCCGUUUUGUUGCCAACCAUGAGAAGGCUUUAGCCACAAUGCUUGGCACCGCCAGCGAAAUCUGGUACCACGAGGGCGUGGGUGGGUUUUUCAAAGGUGUUUCGUCUUCCGUAGUGUCAAUAAGCAUUGCCUCUUCGUCCAUUUUUGCAACUUACGAAACGAUCAAGAUAUUCUGUGAGCAGAGCCCAUAUAGAGAUUCUGGUCCUGUCAAGCUUCUGGAGUCAUCUGCAAGCGUUAUGGCGGGCCUGGUGUCAAAAACGCUGGUUUUCCCUAUCGAUACGGUGAGGAAAAGAAUUCAGGUUGUAAAUGCCAAGCAUCUCGAAUACCUUAGUCAACACAACCACGCCUACAACGAAUAUAAGGGUAAGAGUUUCACUCAAUUGGCGCGGAAAGUGAUUGAAAGAGAAGGUUUCCAAGCCCUAUACCGAGGAUUCACCUUGGGUCUCAUGAAAAGCGUGCCCAGCACGGUUGUCAGCAUUGGAGUCUACGAAUGGACCCUGCGACAUAUGCAACUGGGGUUCGGAGAUCAAGCUCAAAACAGCGGUGUACGUUAA